Abrus precatorius (Indian licorice) is the source of this 961-nucleotide messenger RNA. Its product is annotated as 60S ribosomal protein L11. The coding region runs from base 138 to 686 and encodes 182 amino acids. Gene Ontology annotation, cellular component: ribosome; cytosolic large ribosomal subunit. Gene Ontology annotation, biological process: translation. Lineage: Eukaryota; Viridiplantae; Streptophyta; Magnoliopsida; Fabales; Fabaceae. The transcript is spliced from 4 exons. The record is from RefSeq and is a predicted model, not a curated record. Gene Ontology annotation, molecular function: structural constituent of ribosome; RNA binding.
AAAUGGCAUAGGGGUAUUGGCGUCAAUGAAACCGCGAAAGCAAAACCCUAGUCACCUUCCUCUCAUCCUCAUAUUUGCGAGUGUGUCAGUCACUGCCGCAGCAACACAAGGCGUGUCGAGUCUCUGUUCCAUUCAAAAUGGCUUCGGAGAAGAAACUAUCAAAUCCAAUGAGAGAAAUCAAGGUUCAGAAACUCGUCCUCAACAUCUCCGUCGGUGAGAGUGGCGAUCGUCUCACACGCGCUGCCAAGGUUCUGGAACAACUGAGUGGGCAAACCCCUGUAUUCUCGAAAGCUAGGUACACAGUGCGUUCGUUUGGAAUCAGAAGAAACGAAAAGAUCGCGUGCUAUGUGACGGUUAGAGGCGACAAGGCAAUGCAGCUUUUAGAGAGCGGUUUGAAGGUUAAGGAAUACGAACUCCUCAGAAGGAACUUUAGUGACACUGGCUGCUUCGGCUUCGGCAUUCAGGAACACAUUGAUUUGGGAAUCAAGUACGAUCCUUCAACUGGUAUUUAUGGAAUGGAUUUCUACGUUGUUCUGGAGCGCCCUGGUUAUCGUGUGGGCCGUCGUCGUCGGUGCAAGUCACGAGUAGGAAUCCAGCAUCGUGUCACGAAGGAGGAUGCCAUGAAGUGGUUCCAAGUUAAAUAUGAAGGGGUGAUCCUGAACAAGGCCCAGACUAUUGUUAGUUAAAUCAGGCUGUUCGUAAGUGCAAGUUUCAGGUUUUGCUGACUCUAGUUUGAUGUUUCUAUUCUUCAAAUUAUAGGUUCAAAUUGCUGCCAUGGUAUGGAUAUUUCUUUUACAGGUCAUGUGAGCUGUUUCUUGACAAUUUUUUUUUUUAAAUAACAUUAAAUUUUGACAUUGAUGUACCAUACUGAUGAUACUGGGUUGCGUGCUCUGCAUUUUUUUUUGGCAUUGAUCUAUUUACCACUAGCCAGAAAUUGAAUUACAAUAUAGUUCAGUUUUUG